AUGCUACUGGCGGCCGUGAAAAGGCAGCAGGUACCAUCCAUGAACAGUGGUUCCCAGGGAGCGGCGGCUUUGCCUGUGUCGCUUGUACACGCGCCGGAGGGUCAUUGCAAUGGGGCUUCCCCGGCUGCUGUGGAUCCUGCUACGUUUUCGUCUUCGUCUGCAAUCCCCUUGCUGCCGAGUGUGAUGCGACCGCUUUUCCACUUCACUGCCGAUGACGCAGUGAUUCUCGCGAUGGAGUACAACAACCACAACAAGCUACUUGCUGUAUCCACCUCGAAUAAGGAGGUGUUUGUGGCGUCUACGCGCGACAUGCCGCUGGAGGGGGUGCAGGCGGCAAACGGGGAACAGGUGCAGUGGAACCCUGCAGAAAACACGGUCCGCAUUGAUCACCUGCGCUCCCCCUGUACUCAGCUUGCAUGGGCUCCUUGGCAGUACGGAAUAUACUUGGCGUGUGUCUGCCGUGGCCGACAGGUUCGGCUUUAUCGGCUUUCACAUGGUCGCUGGUCAUUAGACGAGGAGGUGGCGGCGCAAGAUUGCAAUUCAGUGGCUUUUUCCGCCCAUUUUACCAUGGCAUGUGUAACCGCAAAAGGCAAAAUAUUGAUUUUUAUUCAAGCAACGGUCAAUGAGGAGAACACAUGGACUCUCCACAGCACGUACUCGGACGGAGAGUACCAUGGCGUGACGAGACAAUUAAGUAGCCGUAGCCGCGCCAUAAAGGGUUUCAAUUGUGUUGCCUGGGAUGACACAGGAACCUGGUUAGCAGUGGGCGAUGAUGAGGGGGAAGUUCGUGUUUUCCUUGUCUCUAAUGAGGGUCGGAGUAUUGGUGAAGUUGCCUACAUAUCGGAGCUUGUCUCAGACCGGAGUAAGGGCGUUCGACAAGUAGCAUGGGCACCGGGGGCGGGACGUAGUUUUCUUAUCCUUGCUGUGGUAGCUUCUUACAAGGUCACACUGCUGUUUUUUCAACGUGCUCGAGGAGGCGUGAACGCUGGCGGCAGCGGCGCACAGACGUCGGUGGGAACACAACUCCAGUUUAUCACAAAAACAAGCAUUACUAUGGAAGAGGUAACAGAACUUUCUUGGAACAUACAUGGGGGGCGUUUUGCUACAGCUCACACAGAUGGUGCGGUUUGUUUCUGGGCUGUGAACAUUUCCUACCAAAAAGGGCGGCGAGGUUCUCUUGUUGACGUUGAAAAUGCUAUGGGUAGUAAUAUUAGUGGAAGCGGUGGGGCAAGUCACGUGAAUGCGACGCAGCCCUAUCGUGAUUUACUCCUGGUGGCUUCUGUGAGCAAAAUUUCUGGUGUGCAUCCCUACCAUGGUGGUAGGUAG
Molecule: messenger RNA, 1326 nt
Organism: Trypanosoma conorhini
Lineage: Eukaryota; Euglenozoa; Kinetoplastea; Trypanosomatida; Trypanosomatidae
Exons: 1
Coding region: 1-1326 (441 amino acids)
Biological process (GO): positive regulation of TORC1 signaling; cellular response to amino acid starvation
Cellular component (GO): nuclear pore outer ring; Seh1-associated complex
Molecular function (GO): protein binding; structural molecule activity
Source: RefSeq, a predicted model, not a curated record